Messenger RNA from Bipolaris oryzae ATCC 44560, 486 nucleotides. RefSeq lists its product as uncharacterized. NCBI's taxonomy places the organism in Eukaryota, Fungi, Ascomycota, Dothideomycetes, Pleosporales, Pleosporaceae. Bases 1 to 486 code for a protein of 161 amino acids. The transcript is spliced from 2 exons. The record is from RefSeq and is a predicted model, not a curated record.
AUGCCUCCACAAAAUCAGAAUAACGGAGAUUCGCACAUCUUCCUCCUCCCAACCCUCCCCCUCACCCUCGCCCUCGUCGCACCUCGGCACCCUCCCUCUCCCCACCUCCACAGCCCUCCAGACUGCGCCCCUACAACUACAAUCACGAAAACCGUUACCGUUACCAUCCCCAUCUACGCGCCGACGGGAAAUAUUUCGGUGCCAUUUCCGAAUGCUACUGUCACGGCUACGAGUACGGGUACGGGGGGGUUGGAGCCGAUUACAUUGAUUACACUGUCGAGUGCAGCAGGGGAAGUGACGGUGACGGCGACGGCGACGGGUGGGGGGUUGGAACCUAUUACGCUGAUUACUUUGCCUACUGCUACGGCUACGGCUUUGGAGUCUGCUGGGGAUGGAGGGGAUGGAGGGGCGGUAGGGGCGGCACCGACGCCGAAUGAUAUUGCGCCCAUUACGUUGAUUGAUAUUAGUACUGCCACGCCUAUUUAA